This is a messenger RNA of Helianthus annuus (common sunflower), 591 nucleotides long. RefSeq names its product extensin-like. The transcript has a single exon. The record is from RefSeq and is a predicted model, not a curated record. Lineage: Eukaryota; Viridiplantae; Streptophyta; Magnoliopsida; Asterales; Asteraceae. Bases 1 to 591 code for a protein of 196 amino acids.
AUGCCACCGCCGCCAACUCUGACCACCACCGCCGCCCACCGACGACAUGACCACUGCAACACUGCCACUGCAACCAUCGCCGCCACCACCGCCCGACCCGCCACCUUCGCUACCGCCACCCGCCGCCACUCACCUCCGUCCCCACCACCGCCACCCAUCGUCGCCACUGCCACCUCCGAUCAUUGCCGCCACCGACCUUCGCCACCACCGUCGCUGCCACUUUCGAUUACCGCCACCACCCACGUCUACCACCACCACCACCCACCAUCGCCGCUGCCCACCUGCGCCACUAUUGCCGCCACCACACAUCGUCGACACUGCUACAACCUCCCGACCACCGCCUCAACACCAUCUCCAACGCCACCAUCGCCACCCCCACCGCCACCACCACCAUCGCCACCGCGGCCACCCUCCUCGUCGUCACCCACCACCACCGCAGCUAUCACCACCCGUUGCCAUUACCACCUACCACCGCCGCCACCCAUCGUCGCCCGUACAAUUGCCACCUAUCACCACCCGCCAUCAUUGCCCACCACUGACCGCCACUAUCCGAUUUUAUUCCUUCUUCUUUUCUUGCCAACCAAACAAUAA